This is a messenger RNA of Corticium candelabrum, 1397 nucleotides long. RefSeq lists its product as uncharacterized. The record is from RefSeq and is a predicted model, not a curated record. NCBI's taxonomy places the organism in Eukaryota, Metazoa, Porifera, Homoscleromorpha, Homosclerophorida, Plakinidae. Gene Ontology annotation, molecular function: oligosaccharide binding. The transcript is spliced from 8 exons. Bases 1 to 1284 code for a protein of 427 amino acids.
AUGAAGAAAGUGCAUUCAAAGACGCCUAGUCCUCAUAUAUACGCAGUCAGCGAUAUUUCGUUUGAUUCGCAGGAAAAGAAUCAGUUUGCUAAAGAGCAAUCGAGCAGCGCGGCGGAGAAACAGUGGAAAGCGAUCAAAUGGCUGUCUGUUGCAAGUGUCUUCGUUUCCGUCGUUGCGAUCGUUCUAGCAAUCGUGGCCGUGGCUUUGUCGAAGUCUGCUUGCUCGUGCGACAAGAAUCCGACUGCAGAAAAAAUACAAGGUGUGAGUUUUCCAUUUCCACUUAGAGAAGAUGGUUCCAAAAACUCUACCGUGUUCAACACAACUAUCAUACACAUUGGAGAGAUUGAUGCAGAAAUAGCGGACAUCAUGCAAUUUAUUCAUACGUUGAGGCCUAACGUCACAAAUCCGUUUACAAGGCAUCAGCCAAAAAUUGAAAAGAAGGAGAGGGCUCUAACCGUCAGAACAACAAACUCGAAAGAGAAUUGCUCCAACAGUACCAUUGGUUCCAUCUAUUUCGACCCUCUGUACGACCAUUUGAUUAUCUGCAAUGGAAUAAACUUCAAAAUGAUACAAAUGCAUUCAAUGAUCGAUGGCAACAGCUGUUUACAACUAUACAACGAUGGGUUUUCGUCCUCCGGGGUGUAUAGGUUGAGACAGAGAGAUGGAAGACCGCCAUACAAAGCAUAUUGCGAUAUGAACGGAGGAUGGACUCUCAUUAUGAAAAUCGAUGGUAGGAAAAGCACAUUUCUAUACAACAGCUACUUGUGGACCAGUGCAAUAGAUACUUACAAUGCCGAUGCUGUUGACCUCAACGAUGAUCGAGAGGUCAAAUUGGCUUCAUUCUGGGCACUCCCGUUUACAGAGAUGCUUCUAGGCAUGAAACACAACUCACGUAUCAGGUGGAUAACCGUCUCUAAAAUAGCUAAUUCGCUGUACAGCCUAUUGAUUGAUGGUCAGUAUCGAAGCUUUUCUAAAAACUUAGGAAAAAAGGAGUGGAUGGCCAUGAUCCCAGGAUCAUCUCUUCAGACAAAUUGCAAUCGGGAGGGUUUCAAUGUCUUGUCGAGUGGUACUAGAUACGGAGUUCGCAUUGGUAUGAUUGCGAACAAUGAACGCGAUUGUGCUUCAGCAGAUUCGCGUAUUGGCUUCGGAGGCAGAGGAGACGCUUGUGGUCCGCCCGAAGCAGCGAACAACUCGUGUGGAAAUGUAUCUCCCCUCUCGAGAUGUGCUCCCAGCGGUCAUGCUCCAGUAAACAUUCCCGUAUUUGGAUACAUAUUGGCACGUUGAAACGGCAAUGCCAAAAUUAUUAGCUAAAUUUUUCUGUUAGCGCAUGCAUGCACGUUCCUAGACUGACACUAAAGGAUUCGUAGGAAUGACGACAUGGAACAUUGAGAUGAUUG